Anopheles coustani is the source of this 3667-nucleotide messenger RNA. RefSeq names its product stathmin (gene stai). The transcript is spliced from 6 exons. Gene Ontology annotation, cellular component: neuron projection; cytoplasm. Gene Ontology annotation, molecular function: tubulin binding. Gene Ontology annotation, biological process: neuron projection development; regulation of microtubule polymerization or depolymerization; microtubule depolymerization. Lineage: Eukaryota; Metazoa; Arthropoda; Insecta; Diptera; Culicidae. Bases 308 to 1066 code for a protein of 252 amino acids. The record is from RefSeq and is a predicted model, not a curated record.
UCAAACUGAAACGUUCAGUGGAACGCAAGUGUGUUUCCCGGUAAAUCAGUCGUUUUUUCCGUUGUCCUCACUCUUGGAUCUGCGAAGUGCGAUAUUCUUUGUGAACAAAUUUCAUUCCUAUUAAGAUACUCAAUUUGUUGUGUAAGAAAGUGUUACAAACAGGUCGCCCAUUGCUUGCUGUGUGUGCCCGCGUCGAUCUGCGCAAGAAGAAAAGUCAUACAAGAGCUGCGGUGUUGGAUUAUUUGCAAGAAGGUUUUAAGUUAAUAAUUCGUCUCGCGGCCACUUCAUUACCAUCCACUCCACCACAAUGUCCAGCAACGCCGAAGCUACUGAAAUCCGUUGCCAGGAGAAGUCGAAGGGUGGCCUGUGCUACGAAGUGAUCCUGGCCGAGCCGGCCGUGAACGUGGCGCUGCCGAAGAUACCGCCCGCGCCGGGCAAGAACGUGUCGGCCGAGGAGAUCGAGGAGAAGCUGAAGGCCGCGGAGGAGCGCCGGCUGUCGCUCGAGGCGAAGAAGAUGGCGGACUGGUCGGCCAAGAUGGCCAAGAUCGAGGAGGCGAGCCGCAAGAAGGACGAGCUGGACAAGGAGUUCAAGACGCACGCCAAGGAGGUGCUGCACACCAAGAUGGAGCAGUACGAGGAAAAGCGGGAACAGCAGAUUACGGAAAUCAAAGAGAAGCUAAAGAUGCACGCUGCCGAUAUCGAAAAAACACGACAGAGCUUGGAGCAGCAGAAGGUCGAGGAGCUGCAGAAACAUCUGGAGGAAAAGCUGCGAAACGCUGCCUCGCUGCGCGAUGAUAACAUCAAGAAAAUUCUCGACAGACUAAAGGAGCACAACACAGAUAAGUUGAAUGAGGUACGCGCCACCGUCGACCAGAUCGAGGCGCUAAAGACCACCGAAAAGACGCGCAUCAUCGAAAACAAGCUGUCCACCGCCGAGCAGAACCGCGAAAAGGAGCUGCAGAAGAAAUUGGAAAACAUUCGCAAGCACGAACGACGUGCGGAGCUGGUCCGUCAGAACAAGGCGGCCCUGGCGCAAAAGACCGACGUCACGGCAUCAUCCGGUUAAAGAGGAAGAUGGAGGAGCUAACGGGCGAGAAGAGUUCUGUACGGACGGGAUCUAGUGUGGAACACUUAGAGUAUAAAAGAACACAAACGGAAACCGAAGAGAAAUGUUUGAUGAACUAUGAAGAACUGUUGAACACUCUGGCGUAGUGUGGUGGCCGGCCAUUGGUAAUGAAGAUGUGGGGCCUCUGCCACGAAGCAGGGGACACUGUUCUAUGAGGUCCUGAUAUUAUUUUGAUCCUUUGAACCGACCCAACUUUGGGCGAUUACCGCUAUAGUAGAAUUUUGUGGAAUCCAAACAAGAACUUAAAAGGCUCACUAAAUCAAAAGAAAGUCAACUAAGAAAAGUACUCUGAAGAGAAAAGAGAGCGCAGCCAUAUGUGAACGCCAAUGACCUGUUUAUCAAAUUAAGUAAAGAGCAUUAAAAAAAAGAAGCAUGAAGAAAGAAUGCAAAAAUAAUAAUCAAGAACCAACUGAUGAUAACCGAACACUUAGCAUAUUAUUAAACAACAUAAACUAUUGAGCAAACUAACGUGCGCAUUGAACCAGGUAGAUAGUUAGAUAACGAACAUCAUCUUACAAGAUCCACGUUUCCGUGGGAGGGAAAAGAGUGCAGGAGGCAGCAUUGAUUUCAAACAAAAAGACCACACAUUUUUUAAAUUAUAUUUUAACGGAUAUUCCCUUGCAUAUGCUGCGCAAUGUCGUGCCCAUGUAGAAGCAAACGGGGUGGCGGUCGCGGCAUGCGACGAGAGGGCAAACAACUGAAACAUCAUCUGAAGUAGAGUACUAACACGUUCCUUAAGCAUAUGCUUUGCACGGAAAAGCCCGCCCAAUGUGAGCAAAAGCAAACAACAACGCAUUUAGCAAAAACCAGCACAAAACCGAUGGGACGCUGUUCAACAAAUUAACUCGCACUACCGUGUGAGGUCCUUUAUGAAAGGUUCAAAUUAAUAUACAAGACGUGGACACGCGCAAAAUUGCACAUAAUCCUCUCUGGCAUUGGAAUUGCAUUAUAUUUAGGACGGCGACUAUUGCGCGGCGGCAGGAAAGAGGCUCGUCGUAACGCGGAACGGCAUCAGCAAAGGAUGCGCGACGCACCGAAGAAAUAGAGCGAACCCCCAAAACGGCCGGUGGAACCUGGUUUUUUUUUUGUAGGAAGAGAACUAACAGAGCAAGCAAGCACACAUAUACAAGCUACUGAAUGCAGCUACUAACAGACGGUAGGGGUUAGAACGAAAAAGAAGCUAAAAAAUAAAUAAAUUAACAUACAAACAAACAAACAAAAACCACACACAACACUAAAUGAAAACAAAAAUAAGUAUUUACCCACUCCCACUUCCUCCUUUUUCUCACUACAUAACAAAAAAAAAAGGUAUAGAAACAAAAGUAUAUAUGCAUAUGAUAGUGGUACAUCUAAAGGGCUAUGUUUGCGCUGAACAGCUUCAGGAGGCCGGUAAAGGGGUUUGGUGUAGCGUUGUGGUAUCAUUCCAGUUCACGAUCGAUCAAUAUUAUUUUUCAGUAUUUUCAAUGCACUUCAAAAAAAAAAUUGGAAAUAAAUCCAUCAUUUUGUUACACAGGGACUUUAAACAGGAUGAAAAGAAAAAUAGCUCACCUUUUCCACCCGAGCUGUGACACUGGCCCCUUUAACAUCGGAUCAGUGGUGUGUGUGUGUGUGUGGCAUAAAUUUGUUACAAUGUCAUAGAAUUCCAAUGAACCAAUGUAUCCGAAGUUUUGUCUAGAUAGAUGUUCUUAUUAAAUGUUGAUCGGGCGCACGCCUCUCUAUGAUGUGGUGGACUUGCGGGUGGUAUAAUUGCUCGACUGGUGGAACACAAAUUUGUUUACUGCUUGUCUCAGCCCAGAAGUGAAACGGAGGAAGAUCAUAUAAAUCAGAGGUCCAGCGAGAGUGAGGGAUGUUGCGAAAAGAAUUGAAUAAACCCGUGGAAAAGUGAGACCAGAAACGAGAUCCGAAUUGAAUGAUGCAAGAGAAAGAACAACUCACACUAACUAUCUACACUAACACCAAUCGACGGAUGAUGGUCCGGUUGAAGAUGAUGCCCAAUGUUGGGGAAAAAUAAUAAUUUUUCCCAAAUUUUUCUGUUUCCGCACCCAAUAAACAAAACACACAGACUACCAACUCAAGCACUAGGUAAGGUAAACAAAAAACCAAAAGCACACAAACGAACAGGGAAAAAGGUCAAUGGCGUGUAGCGGGGUUGAGAAAAUAUUUGGAAUAGCUCGAAGCAAGGGAAAAAAUUAAAAACUAAACCAGUUUGGAUAGCAGCAAAUGAUAUUCGAUCAAAAAAAAAGGACGCACUUAAACAGCUUAACAACUGAGCUGCGAAAAAAAGAACAUUUAAACGUAGUGAAAGCAAGAGGAAAGGGGGGAAAAGAUGAAAGUGAACCAGCAAAAAAAGCAAGCAAGCAAAACAACAAAAAAAUGCAUUAUACAUAUAUCGCCUCUGUGCCCGCUAUUUUUACAUUUAUUCUUACGCCGACGAACGGAUGAAAAAUCCAAACAAGCAAACAAAAAAAAAAGAAAAUUAGUAAAGGCAAAACGAUCAACUUAGAAUCUGUGAAAGGAUGAAUUAAAAAUGCUAGUUUAUUA